GGCAGAAGGCGUUGGACGUUAAAUGUGUUUUUUUUUAUCGUACAACACAAACACGGUUUGGCUCUAUAUGUUCACAAUGCGGCCCACGGUUAACACAGUUUUGACAUCAGAAAUGCGCAGUUUUACAAUUGUCUGCGGUAAACGAGUGCCGGGCAACUGGAAAUAUAAGUUUUUCGAUUAAAACACUAUGUGACUUGCAGAGAGACUUGAAGAUUUUACUGUACGGCGGGCGUGGUGUAUUUCAAUUUCAGCACCAUUCCGGACGUGUCUGGCAUACCGAAACACUCCUUGGCGACCAUCGUAAACGUCUUGGGCCGUUUGGAACAGAAGAUCGUUUUCAAAUGGACCAGCAAGAAUUUCCGGAUAACUUCUACGCCGGCAGUUACCAACAGUUAUCUUGGUUACCGCAAAGGGACAUAGUAGAAGUAAUUGUUGAAAUAAAUAAAAAAGUAUCAGGUUUUGAACAUCCCAAUUGCAAGGUUCUUAUUACUAACGGUGGAGUGCACGGGAUAAUGGAAUCCAUAGACGCCGCAGGAGUGCCGUUAAUUGGCUUUCCCAUUUUCGGCGAUCAAUUUAUAAUAUUAAAGGCAAUGCAGGCCUUUGGGAUCAUCAUUAACAUUUUCAGGCUGACCGAGAAAAGUUGGAAAACGAAAUCAAACGUGUAGAACUGUUGUCGGUCGACCAAUUUAUCCGAUUUCAAAAACACCCUAGUAAUAAAUAUAUAACGUGCAGUUUAUGCAUUAAACAUACAGAGCAGUGGGCACCGGUGACCUCGUAACCAAAAUGGACAAAUCACAAGAGGAAAUAAAAAUAAACAAACUUGUCAAAGACUCAUAAAAAGUCAUCUUGGUCGGUAUUUUUGCGUUAAGUGAUUUAUAGUAGAGCGGCUAUUUAUAUUUUGGAAUUUUAAAAACAAUUUUUUAAUAUAUACUAUUUGGAGCUCUAAAGUUAAUAUUGACGUUAAAAACAUUAUAUUCUUAGCAUAAAAAAAAACCAUCAUAUUAUUAGUUAUGCUCCCCCGAGUAAGUGUUUAAACUUAGCACAAGUACUCCUGCAUUGUAUUGCACUAGCAAAGUUAAAAAGUUUUCACAAGAAAUGCAAAUAGGUUUUAACAAGCUUGCCAAGAAGAAGUCUACUUUUAGUUGUCCAAGAAACAGUUAAAUCGUACACGAGUUCAAAAACUACUUUGAAAUUCAGCGGAAUUGCUCAGUUAAUAUUGACCAUGCAAAUUGUUUGUUUUGCACAUAAAAGUUUGUUUUUAACGUUGUCACGUGAUAUUUGAUUGCGACACAGCAAAAAUAUAACAUUAGUUCAAAAAGGGGAAGGGUAAGAAGACGCCAGCAUGAAAUUAUACAUUUUGUUUCCUCUCCGAAGGGAUAAGUUUUGAGGUGACCGAAAACUGGGUAAAAAAAAAUGAUUAUUGCCUGAAAACAUUUUAUGAAUCAUGAUCGCUCCACUUUGAGAAAAAAAAAAAUAUCAAUUUCAUAAACUUUGUUCGGAUCAAGUCGAAGUUUAUAUAAAACAUUAAUUAGGGUUGUCUUUAACCUAAAUUUUGACAACCCCAUCACCCCCUCCCCCUGGUGUUUGUGAAUCAGUGGAUACUGGACGCUACUUAGAUCAUUUCUUACUGUACUGGUUUGUACUUGUUUGAUUUAGACGGCACUGGUUAGAAUUAAUAAGCUGUACUUGUCUUUUUUAAUUUUUUUUUUUUUGGUUUGGGUUGUAUGUUUUAGUUCUGGCCUUACAAUCAGAGAUGGGCGUAAAAUGGAUUAGUCUUGAGUUUUCGGAUAACGGAUUAUAUUUAUUCCAGCAAUACUUAGUUUAUGGGGAUAAUAGAUUCCAUUAAUAAUCCGAAAUUAACGAAAAAUUGGAUUACGUUUAUUCUAGUAUAACGGAUUUAAUAAUCAGGAUCACUUGAAUUAUAAACCAGUAAUCCGGGAUCAGCAAUCUUGCCCAUCACUGUCCAUGAUGGAUUGUAUUUUUUCGUAAUCCAUUAAUCCGACCCAUUUGGAAUAAUAUGGAUUGUUUUUAAUCCUGUAACUAUUCAGGAUGUCUUUGGACGAUUAAAAAAAAAAAAACUAAGCCAAUGAUCCGGGGAUGAUAAUCGCGCCCAUCUCUGCGGUUACCAAUCAUCGUGCCCAAUUUAAUGUAUUCCGACGUAUGUUGACACAUCAUAAAAACAACCAGAAAAUUUAUGACUUUAAUCUAAACAGAAAAUAAAAUCUGACGGAUGCAAAUCACUUUAUAUUAGCUGCGGAUCUUCCGUCCUAACGGCCGCGGUGACGUCUGGCAUGUCACACGUUGGUUAUAAAUAAUUUAGGCGUGUCUUGUACGGACCGGCCCGUUAUUUUUUGUAUUUUCUUAUAUGUAAAUAAAUAACUCGACACCGUGAUUUGGGUACACGGUAGCUCGACACGUUCGCACGAGACGAGAUGAUUGCAUCUUGUUCGCACAUAUUAUUAGCAUUUCCGGUACACUUUCCGGUUAGGACGUUUGUGUUAUACUUGUGUCACGCGGCGACGAGGGAAUUAAUUUUCAGCUAUAGCGUGUGCCAAGUGAAAUAUUAUUAAAAUACUACAUUCGCGGCGGCGAACAGUCGUAUAAAGUUACUCGGGAGUUCAUCGAAACGAUUUUCAUUACAAUACCGUCGAGGCGGACAAUAAAAGACGGAUGUUAAUAAUAAUAAUUGCCUUUGUAUUCCUUUCAAAGGUCGUCGUACGACAUCUCGAGUUCGGUUACGCAAACGUGACCAUAUUAUUAUUGUUAGUGGCGGUGAACGAUUAAUUAUUUACCUGACAAACAAAAAGACACCAUUUUGGGUUGGCAAUGAUACAAGUAUGACCCAGUCAAAAUCAUAGAUGGUAUAAGACUAUACCUUACCCUGCACCUUUUGUGUUAAGACCUUAAUAUGGACUUGGCUUCUUAAACGAGGUGAUGUUGGUAAUGGGCUUACACACGAUAUACCAUCGCUGUACACUUCUCUAAGCGGAACACACCUGGAUUGGUUUUCUUACAUCAGUUUAUAGUGUUUAUUGUUGAAAGGUUGGUUGCUGACCGGCUGUAAUAUUCAAUACACACAACAUGUUUUCAAUGUUCCCAGGCGGCUCAACUGGCAAUUACAGAAAGAAACGGCUGUCAGGAUGUACAUGGUUCUUUUGUGCUUGUCACUUAUUACGGCUUUGUUAGGGCAGAGCAUUAUUUCACAGGCAUGGCUCAAUCGAUAUGCCGAUGAAGACCUAUCGGGCAUCCCCCAAAUUGCAUUGGCGUUUCAAGAUAAACACUAUUAUCCGUUGAGACGAACCGUUCAAGCUCUAUUAAGAUCACCGAGUCGCAUCGAAUGGGCUAGGACGAACAAUAAAACCCAAAAAGCCGUACCGGAGGCUAUUGAAUUCCCGUGUAAAACGAACGGAACUAGAUCUAUGACGACACCGACUAGUGUGCACCAAAUAAGGCCUGGAGACAUAGACAUUAUAGGUAGCAUUGGCGACUCGUUGACGGCGGGUUAUGGAACCUUAUCGCGUAACCUACCUGAAGUGCUGAUCGAAGAACGAGGGUUAUCUUGGUCCGGCGGAGGAGAGGGUACGUGGAGGGAAUAUUUAACACUGCCGAAUAUUAUCAAAGUUUUUAAUCCUGACUUGUUUGGUUAUUCAUACGGUGCCUCGUUAGCCGAACAACGGGCAUCGCAAUUCAACGUCGCCGAAGGCGCAGCUGUCAGUCAAGAUAUAUUUUAUAUGACACGAGAGUUGGUGAAAAGAAUAAAAAACGAUAAACGAGUUAAACUAAACGAACACUGGAAGUUAAUAACAAUAUGGAUCGGCGCAAACACAUUCUGUACACAAAUAUGUUACGAAGACCACAACAAGCUAACACAACUAUACUAUGAAAAGCUUCACCGCGCAUUGUCUUACAUAAAAAAUAAUCUUCCCAGAACCAUAGUCAAUUUUGUUUUGGAUUUUAAUGUGCAAAUUUUAAUGAGUAUGUCCGGUAGGCCAGAAGUUUGCAAAAUAAAUAACAUUCUUGUAUGCCCUUGCGUUUUUUGCACUCAGUUCAAGCAACAAAUACCACAAAUGAUGAAAACACUGCUUGACUUUCAUAAAUUUGAAAAAAAUAUAGUGGAAAUGGAAGAGUUCAAAACCCAAGAUGAUUUCACAGUCAUUAUACAGCCGUUUGCCGAACAUUUAUCGUUUCCUUUAAAUCGACUUAAUAAAACGGAUUUAACGUUCUUCGCAGCUGACUGUUUUCAUUUCAGCCAAAAAGGUUAUGCAACAUUUGCCAAUGCACUUUGGAAUAACAUGAUGGAGCCCGUUGGGCAUAAAUCUACAAAUUGGACAAAUCUUUUCGACCGAUUUCUGUGUCCCACGGCAGAUUCGCCUUUUAUCAAAACGUGGAAAAACAGUGCGACCAAAGACGAUGUUUAAUGCUCACCUAAAAUGUAAACUAAUUAAAAAAAAAAUAAUUUAAUUAAAAAACAUGUAUUCAAGGUUCAAACUGUUGUGAUACUAUAAUAUUGUUUAACGUCUCUCACGUUCAAGUGGU
Molecule: messenger RNA, 4536 nt
Organism: Adelges cooleyi (spruce gall adelgid)
Lineage: Eukaryota; Metazoa; Arthropoda; Insecta; Hemiptera; Adelgidae
Product: phospholipase B1, membrane-associated-like
Exons: 10
Coding region: 3141-4418 (425 amino acids)
Biological process (GO): phospholipid metabolic process
Molecular function (GO): glycerophospholipase activity
Source: RefSeq, a predicted model, not a curated record